This is a messenger RNA of Enterospora canceri, 492 nucleotides long. The record is from the annotation of a GenBank genome assembly. NCBI's taxonomy places the organism in Eukaryota, Fungi, Microsporidia, Enterocytozoonidae.
AUGAUUUUAUUGAUACUAUUUUCAGGUAUUUAUGUAUCAAGAAUAUCACGAUUGGACUAUUCAAGUGAUGAGGAGAUUGAAAUUCCAGUUAAAGAACUAAUGCAAGUACAAAGAUUGAUGGCAAAAAUCGAAAUGGAACAUGUUAAUAAAGAAAAAAGCAAACUAUUACUGAAAAAACUUAUUGAGAAGAGAAAUAAUAUGUUGAAAUUCAUUAAUGUGUUCAACGAGUGUUUUAGUAGCAUUUCGAAGUUCAUGGUGCACAAGAAAUACAUGAAUAUACUCAAGGAGUCUAUUCCAGAAUUGAAAAAUGUAGCAGUAGAGAUAAGUAACAAAUAUUCAAUACAAGAAGCGUACAGAACAAUUCUGGAUGACGUGUAUUUAAAUAUUCACAAGUAUGAAAGCAGAAUAAAACUGAAAACAAAAACAAUAAAUGAGCUAGAGACUGAACUAAGACGACUUCAUAGAAAAAUUAGGAGACUCACAGGCAAAUAA